Tilletiopsis washingtonensis is the source of this 1360-nucleotide messenger RNA. RefSeq lists its product as hypothetical. The record is from RefSeq and is a predicted model, not a curated record. The transcript has 3 exons. Gene Ontology annotation, biological process: mitotic sister chromatid segregation; kinetochore assembly; mitotic cell cycle. The coding region runs from base 71 to 1135 and encodes 354 amino acids. Lineage: Eukaryota; Fungi; Basidiomycota; Exobasidiomycetes; Entylomatales. Gene Ontology annotation, cellular component: chromosome, centromeric region; nucleus.
CACCACCACCUCCCUCACGACGCUCCCGGCUGCGCCCUUCGCAGACGAGAGUCCCAGCUGCGCACAAGCCAUGACUUCGCGCAAGUCGACGCGCGGCGUGCCCGUCGCCAGCGGCAGCGGCAGCGGCAGUGGUAGUGGCGGCGCGCAUCCCUCCUCCUCGGCCGCUUCCAGCAGUCGCCCCGCAGCCGCUGCCUCUUCAGACGCGCCCUCCACCGAUCCCCAUCUGCAUCUCCUCACCGAGCAUCUCGGCUUCAAUCCGCGCACCUUUAUCGAUGCGCUCGUGUACGUCGCAAACGAGAACAUGUACAUCCUCGGCGGCGGGCUGGAGGAUUAUGUCAAGCAGCAUCUGGCGGCGAGAGAGGGCGGGGGCUUGGAGAGUGAACAGGGCGUUCACUCCAUCCUCACGCUCCUCGAAAACGCGCUGGACCACACAUUCGACACUCUCGAGCUCUACUGUCUGCGCUACGUCUUUGGCUUGACGCACGCACAGGCGCGCUUGAUCACGUUGCCGCACCAUCGAGGGCUCGACUUGCGUGCGCCGGACGCCAGAGCAGAGGCGGCAAGGGAGCGGGAGAAGGAGAGGGAGCGCGUGAGGCGCAAGGCGAGGAAGUCGAGGGCGAGGGAAGAGGAGACGGACAUGCUGGAUGAAAGUGCGAUGAAGGAGAGUGAGAGACUGGACGCGAAGGAGAGGUCGCUCAGGAGACGCGUCAACGCGGCUCGCGCCCUCAAACACACUCUCUCACUAGCCUCGACGGCCGCACAACGUCGUCUUUCCCGCGCCGAGACACUCUCCUCUACCUUCUCAUCGUUGCUGCAUCGCGAUUCCGACGCCAGCGGCAGCAGCACAGCCAAGCUUCCUCUCGUGCCUUCCUCCCUGGCCGUCUCCUCUCGCGCGCUGCAUCUCUCUUCCUCAGAGCUCCUCUCUGCGCUCGAGGACCUGCGUGCAGAGGACGCACUCGGAGCGCCACUCGCAAAGCCGCAAAAUGGAAAGGCGUGGACGGGCGGCAGAGAUAGGUUUGUGGCGUGGGAGGCCAACAAGCUCGUGCGGGAGCACAAAAUGGGAGAGGGCGGCAAGGAGGCAAAGGAGAAGAGAGGGGCGGAAGAGAAAGGCGGAGCGAGAAAGAAGAGGGCUUGAAGAGGAUGCGCGCAUGAUCUUCUGCCCUGUCUCGCACCUCUCUUUCUCUUCGGACCUCGUUGCACCUCGUCUUCUCCCUUGCUUUGCAUAGCCACGCUGCUCUCGUUCCGCGCCUCCCUUGCUUCCGCCUCUGCGCUACCACCGCCGCUUCACUCCUGCGUCACCUGCUCUAUUGUACCACCAGUCCUGCUCGCAGCUUCCAAAUCCAUUCGCUAUUUCCUCCUU